Molecule: messenger RNA, 897 nt
Organism: Emiliania huxleyi CCMP1516
Lineage: Eukaryota; Haptophyta; Isochrysidales; Noelaerhabdaceae
Exons: 3
Coding region: 20-451 (143 amino acids)
Source: RefSeq, a predicted model, not a curated record
GGCGAAGGCGUGGGACGAGAUGAACAAGGAGUACCUCGAGGCCCAGGCGGCGAAGCAAGCGGCGCGCGAGCAGAUGGCGGCGGCGAGGGGGCUCGACGGGGAGACGGCGGAGGCGCUCCUCGCCGCCGGCCAGCGCCGCCGCCCAAAGAAGCGCGCGCGCCGCGGCGAGCAGGGCGGACGCGGCGCCGCGUCGUCAGCGGCGGAGGCAGUCGAGGGCGAGCUGCGGCGCAACAGGCAGCUCUCCUCGCGCAUCAACUACGACGUGGUCUCGCUGCUCGCGCAGUCAGUGCCAGAGGACGCCGCAGCCAUGCCCGGCGGCGGCGAGGGAGGAGGCGGAGGCCUCUCGGUGCCUCUCGGCAGCCUCGCGCCGCCGCGCUCGCCGCGCGAGGAAGAGCGCUUCUCUGAGACGCUCUCCGAGGGCGCCUCGCGCGGCUCGCCCGGCUACUACUGACCGGCACUCUGACCCGGGGUCCACUUCGGCCCCCCAGCCCCUUGUCCAUGCGUGCCGUCCUCGCUCUCUCUGCUGUGCAUCACAGCACACACGCCCGCGUGGCGGACCGUCCCGCCGAGCUCCUCUCCGCUGCCGCCCCUCGGCUGCACACCCUCUCCCGUAGCGAGGUGCGCCAGUACCUCUUGGGAGGCUGGGAGCGCGCUGUGUUUCCCUAUCUGCAGAGAGUGCGCCGUGUUGUUGAGUCCACACGCGCGGCGGGGUGUCCCGUGAGCCGUGUCCCGCUCGCGCAUGUGGAUGUGUCACUGUCACAGAAUUUUCAGAGCGGUCUUUUGUGCUUGUGGCCGGCUAAGUCCGCUCCGGCUUAUCUGGCUGUGGCUCUAGUUCUCUGCCAAGUUCUGGCUGUUGUCCCUCGUCAAAAUUAGUUUUGUAUCGGUACUGUGUAGGGC